Molecule: messenger RNA, 4102 nt
Organism: Pocillopora verrucosa
Lineage: Eukaryota; Metazoa; Cnidaria; Anthozoa; Scleractinia; Pocilloporidae
Biological process (GO): netrin-activated signaling pathway
Cellular component (GO): membrane
Molecular function (GO): netrin receptor activity; protein binding
Source: RefSeq, a predicted model, not a curated record
CAAAUUUCCUGAUUUGUAAAGACACAUUACUCGUCGUACAGUCUGUACAAUGGAGUACGAGGUUCUUUUUUUCGCUUUCAUAUUUAUAGGAAUCAACACAGGCAGUUCGCUCAGCGGUAGUUAUCUCAAGUUGUCCGGUCCAUCCUGCAAGAAAUGCCCUGCAGGAUCUUUUACAUUCUGCUCUCUAAAUGAAGAGUCACGAUGUGUAAAGUGCGCGGAAGGAACAUACAACGAUAAGCCUUCUCGCCGAGGAACAUGCAAGCGCUGCACCAGAUGUGGUCACAAUGAAUACGAGUUCCAUCCCUGUAAUUCAACGUCGAAUACUGUUUGUGUGAAAUGCAGCCAAUGUCCUCCAGGCUUCGGCGUGUUCAGGCCUUGUGAAAAGACGAGAGACACUGAUUGUGUCAAGUGUCCAAUUUCUGAGAGCUUCCUCAGCAGUUAUGGUAAAGUUGAAUGCGGAAUUAAAGUCGAUUCUGUUCGCGAAAAUAUCAAGGAGAAAAAAAAGCCUGAGGACCGAUUCUUUGUUCUAAGAGAGGAGGUUAAUCCUUGGGAAAAUGGCAGAAAGAACCCAAAGUCUCAGCACCAACUUGCAUUUGUUGAGAAACAUGUCAACGCUAACAUCUUUGUAUCUGUAAUGCCUUCUGUUGAUCCAACGCCUUCAAAUGUUUUCUUCUCUACGAAGCCCAGUAGUGCAGUAGACCAAGGAACAGUUUUGGUUAGUUCUGCUUUUUAUGGCUCACCAUCGUCAUCACGGAGCGUCGAGAAAUCAAUCACUUCUCCCGCGGGAGAAAUCAUCAGCCCUACACCCCGACCGGAUAUUCCUUCCAAACGUCCACCUCCAUCCCGCCCGACAGAAAAAUCCGUUUCCUCCUUUAAAACACCGACAAAUUUUGAAAUGCAGGGAGAUGAUCAGAACUAUCCAAGUCGUACACUACAAAAAAUUCGUCCAAAAAGAACAGAUGCAACGACAACGCGUGUAGCAUCGCCUUUUUCACCUUCUGAGAGCGUCAAGGCCAUGUUCAUCAAUCAUGGAAUGGAUGACGAAAACAGCACAGAAUCCUAUCAGAAUCAUACCACCAGGUGGAGGCGAUGGAAAUCGUUGGGAUCGAACAGCCAACCUCUAACGAAAGAAAAUAAAGCCAAAGAAACAUAUCAUGAACCUAGCCAGGAUGUGUCCCAACAUGAACCUAGCCAGGAUGUGUCCCAUCAUUCUCGACACUGGCUGUGGAUAGUAGUGGCCUUGAUUUCUGUUGCUGUUUUGGCGACGGGUUUGGUAAUCAACCGAUGGAGGCAUCCAAAGAAAAACAAAGGGUGUAGCCUCGCUUGUCCUCGUCCAAACUGCAUACGCCCUCCACGCUGUGUGGCAUCGUCGGACUGUUGUAAUAGGACUUCUAUAUCAAGCGCUACAGGAGCUUACACAGAACAGACUGAAAGCCCCACAAGAUCAAAGCAUACUCAGGAGGAUGAAACAGGAGAUUCUCUACCAAAUCUCAACAACCCAGCUCAGCACACUUUGCCUCCCUUUCAAAGUAGUCUUGUGGUCGCAGAUGUUCAUCAUAUCUCUCAAUCUGAUGGAUCUGACACAAGGUCCCCUGGAUACAUAACGGAAGCGGAGGCCACGUUCGACAGCUCUGGUGGAAAGCUUUUCGCACCGGACUCUGAUGUCGUUAUCACUGUAGGGAGUGGAGCAGUUCAAGAGGGCACCAAGCAGCGUUUUUUCUUCCGCGUGCCCAAGGAUGACUCCACUUUGUUGCAGGACAUUCCGGAUAUGCCCGAAGGAACACUUAUUUCCCCCGUUGUCGAAUGUGGACCUCACAACGUUACCUUGCUCAAGCCGGUGGAAAUCACUGUUCCGCAUGAUCUGUGCUUGGACGAGGUCAGGAAGGAUUCGAUAAGGGUUUACAGAUGUGAGCCAUCUUCUAAAGGGCCGCUACGAUGGGAGAAAAUUCCCUCAGCGUCAGAAAAAAACUGCCAAUCCAAAGCAUGGUUUACAGUGAAAAAGAACUCUAUCCACAUCAAGACUAGAAAAUUUUCCAUUUGGAGCGUGUUCGCCUGUGGCGGAACAAAGAGGAAGAGAGCGACUGUUUACUUCAGCAGACAUAACCCGAAAAGUGAUCACAUUUACCUACGCUUCUACAUUUACAGUGAUAAUGAGGAUUCAAAGAAGCGAGUGAAAGCACAGGAGAAAGAGUCUUUUCCCGACUCGAGAUCAUCAAAGGAGAAACCGUUUAAGAUGUGCGACGACGAAAAGGAUGUGAUCGUGAAGCUCACUGAUCUUGAAGACGGUUGGGAACUGGAUAAGACUCCCAGUGUACAGAUAUACAACUACGACACCGCAUAUCGCAAUGGAUUCCGUGCCAAAGACGCCUGUGAUUUUGCAGUUAGACCAGCACGUCCAGGAGUGAAAGAAUUUUCCUGCAACCUUAAAUUUAAUCAAGAAGACAGCCCAACAGAGUAUUCAAUUUAUCUUUACCCGGGGUAUUCACCGCGACAGACAAGUCGAAAGAUUUUUGUUCAAAAUUCUGAGAGUGGCACAUCUUCCAACGGUUGUGAGUUUGCGGGUGCAGUUUCUAUCACAAUGCCAUCAGAGGAGAACGAAACCAAUGAAAGCCAAGAAACGAUAACCUCAAUGGCAGAUUCCUUGGCCAAUCAAACAGAAUCUUUCAGCUGCGAUAUAUCCUUGCUGGGAAGUGACAGACAACCAGUAACAGUAGACCAUUUCCACUGCAUACGCGAGGAAAUCGGUUCUAAGUGGAAGAAUGUCCUGCGAAAACUGGGUCUCAAGGAACCAGAAAUCGAAAAUAUUUGCAUGAAUCAUAAGGAAUAUGGGGUGGAGGAGAGUUUUUUCCAAGGUCUGCUGAAGUGGAAAAAACGUUUCGGCGAGGAAGCUACUACCAAAAAACUGUGUGACGUUCUUCUUGAGGCACGCUGCACGGAAGCUUUGAAAAAGUUUAGAGAAUGAAGUUGCAGAGUGUGACGCUGCUACUCCAAAUCAAGAAAGGGCGGCAAUUAUUUGAACCAGAUUACCACAAUUACAUGUUGGCUUGUUAGCUGUUUUAAACCGGUUCAGAUAAAUUCGAAUCUUGUCCUAUCGGGUCAUAAAAUUGUUUUCGCCAGGCCCGUGUUUUGUGCCCGGAUUUUUUAGAAAUAUUUUCGUAUAAGUUUCUUUCGUUUUCGGUUAGUUCUGCUAGAUUUCUUACAUAUGGAAUUCACAUUUCUCCCUUUACACCCUAACAUCAGUAUGCACAUUCUCCUUAAUGUUCUCUAUACAUUUCCAAAUGUGCUGGCAAAGAGAAUUUGUUCAACAAUCAAGAGGUUCUUUAGUUGAUUAUCAUUUCCUUUAUUCUCAUGACCUUAAUGUUUGAUUCAUGGGUGACAUUGAAAGGAGAAAUUAGAUGCUGGUCACUCUCAGGGAUUAAAAGGGUUAACUGACAUCUCAACUGACACCCCUUAGGAACUUGUAUUCAGCUACUCGGUUAGAAAUUCGUACUUUGAUGUAGCUAGACUGUUCUUUACAAUUUGUAUUUUACUAAUAUUGUUUUCGUUAUUCUGGAACUGAAGUAUGACGGUAAGAAAUUUAGGGAGGAAAGUCGUUUCUGUAAGUGGUAAAUAAAUAAUAGUAAGUUACUUAGUAGGCAAGAAAAUGUCCCUUUUAGUUGGACAGGAACUUUUAAGAAUUCACUUUGUCGCUCAUUGAAUGAACUACCUCCUAACAUAAGGGACUCUAACACCUUGUCAGUCUUUCGCGAGAAAUUGUUCACUUAUUUUUAAGUUCAGUGCUAAUUUUUUAUCGUACUUAUCUAAUUUUUAUUAUGAGGUUAGUACAAUUGGUCUUCGACACUCAUUUUCUUAACUUGGUAAAUAAUUAACUGUAACUUUCAUUAUGGCGGCUUAUAUUAAGGAAUCUUGUGUUCUGUUUUAAGCUGUCCUUAAAUUGAAAGGAUUGGUUUGUUCAUUGUAAUAAUUUGGAAUCUGUGUUAGAGAUUAGAGAUUAAAGAAAAGUUACACGCAGCCCAACACGAUUGGCUGCCAUAGGUUGAUGGACGUUUACUAAAAUCCUCUAACACCUAGUAAUACUGUCACCUAUAAAUACUGUUGUGUU